Molecule: messenger RNA, 1752 nt
Organism: Ceratina calcarata
Lineage: Eukaryota; Metazoa; Arthropoda; Insecta; Hymenoptera; Apidae
Gene: Tango9
Product: transport and golgi organization 9
Exons: 9
Coding region: 289-1428 (379 amino acids)
Biological process (GO): pyrimidine nucleotide-sugar transmembrane transport
Cellular component (GO): Golgi membrane; intracellular membrane-bounded organelle
Molecular function (GO): pyrimidine nucleotide-sugar transmembrane transporter activity
Source: RefSeq, a predicted model, not a curated record
CUAGAAAAUAUUUCGUUAUACAUCUGCGAGCGAUACAUCGAAUUUGAAUGAAUUCUAUUUUACGUAUACACAGAAUCGGGAAUUGUUUCGGGAGUCUGACGUAGCGACAGAGAUUGGAUUUUAAACGAAUGACAUGAAUUCAUUAUUAUGAGUUUAUCGUUACCAUAUGCGAUGAACUCAGGCUUUUUGUAUUACUUAUCUUAAUAGAAGAAACUGCAGACUCGUAUCUUUGAUGCUGACAUGAAAAUUUGACUCGACUAAUCGUAAGGCUCUUAUAAAUACUUAAAAAUGGCAUGGACACAGUAUCAACGUUUGUUGGCUCUUCUCAUGGUCAUCACUGGAUCGUUUAAUACUUUAUCCGUAAAAUACGCUGAUGAACAAAUUGUACGAGGAGAAGAUGGCCAGCCUAGACAUUUUAAUCAUCCCUUCAUGCAAUCUACCUUCAUGUUCAUCGGUGAAAUGAUGUGCCUCGUAGUAUUCAAAAUUCUUCAUUAUUACUACACUCGAAAAGGCGAUGGCUCUGUGGAUACCCAUCCUUUGACCAAAGGAUCGCAUGUAUUCAAUCCUUUCCUUCUAUUGAUUCCUGCCUUGUGCGAUACAUGUGCUACCUCUGUCAUGUACGUUGGUCUGAAUAUGACAUACGCGAGUAGUUUUCAAAUGCUCCGUGGUGCUUCUGUUAUAUUUACGGCUAUACUCUCGAUGGGUUUCCUGAAUAAAAAACUAGGUCGUAGAGAAUGGAGCGGUAUAGUAAUGGUGAUACUUGGUUUAGCUCUCGUCGGGGUGAGCGACGCUAUCACGGAAGACAAGGACAUUAGCAGAAACUCGAUUUUAACCGGAGAUCUUCUGAUCAUAUGCGCGCAGGUAAUAACUGCGGUUCAAAUGGUGGUAGAGGAGAAAUUUGUUGCGGGACAGAACAUACCAGCGCUUCAAGCAGUCGGUUGGGAAGGUGUAUUCGGAUUUAUUUUCAUAUGCGUGUUAAUGGUUCCCCUUAACUUUAUACACGCAACACCCCCGUUUGCCGACAAUUCACGGGGAACUAUGGAGGCUACCGCGGACGCGUUGGUUCAGAUCGGGAAUAGCGGUCAUUUGUUGAUGGCGAUAGUCGGUAUAUCGUUUAGCAUAGCCUUCUUCAAUUUCGCUGGUAUAAGCGUCACCAAAGAGAUGAGUGCUACCACCAGAAUGAUAUUAGACAGUGUCCGAACGAUCGUUAUAUGGGUCUUUUCUUUAAUAGUGCAGGAACAAAAGUUCCAGUAUGUACAGCUAAUCGGUUUCACGAUUCUGUUCAGUGGUACCUGUAUCUAUAACAAUAUUAUUAUACCUCAACUUGUACGAAAAUGUAGAUACCGUCUAGGCCGACACAGACCGCCACCAAAUGAUCGUGAAAAUAUUAUUAAUACGGCAGCGGACGACAUUCCAGAAACCGAAUAAAAUUGAUACAUAUUCUUCCUCGUCGAAGCGUAUGAUCGCUAAUUCCGUAUAACAAGAAGAAUGCUCGUAUUUUCGUGAGAUCUGUUACACGCCAAUUUUCUUCGAAGAACGGUAAAGCCUGUGAUCUUGAUAAUUGUGUAAGACCAUUUUCGAUAUGUUUCGUUCAAAAAACUCGAUUUCCGCGUUCGUACUAAUUUGUUCAGCUUUCAAAUUCGACGCAUCAUAUGUAAGGACGUGUAUUUUUCGAUGUCGUUUUGCAUAGGCUUUUAAUAUAAAUGUAUGUAUCUUCAACGUUUGCUGAUAAAGAGAUACUUGGAUCUUGAA